GGCUUGAGCAUGUGAUAUACAAGUGACUCUCUAAUUCAAAUCUUGUGGUCGCCUAUUUAAAUGAAAUUGCACGAAAUUAAAUUAAAGUAAGAAAUAGUUGAAAACAAUAUUUUAACUUUAUCCGACGAUUUACUUUUCGCUCAGCAUUUUUAGAUCAAGUGAUUUAGCACAACCGCUUGGAGAAAUCUGGGCCAGGGGGUAGCCAAGAAGAAGAAGAAGUUAGUUUUGUUGAAGAAGCCAUGACGAUCAAGACUACUAUAGGAAUAGUGGAUAAGAAACUCGUCGUGAAGGGCCGGACGAUAUUGACAAAUGUACCGGACAAUGUGGUAGCGACGUCUGGUGCAGCAGCUGGGCCGAUCGAGGGGCUUUUCUUGGGUGCAGUAUUUGAUCAAAAAAACAGUAGGCAUGUGGUGUCACUUGGGACAUUACGCAAAGUUCGAUUCAUAGCAUGUUUUAGGUACCUUUUAUGGUGGAUGGCUCAGAAAAUGGGGGAUAAGGGAAGUGAUAUUCCAGUGGAAACACAGUUCUUGCUGCUGGAAACUAAGGAUGAAAUAGAUAAUAAUGAAAUUGUUUAUACUGUCAUCCUUCCUUUCAUUGAAGGGCCAUUUAAAGCUAGUCUUCAGGGGAAUGACAAGGACGAGGUGGAGUUAUGUUUAGAGAGUGGGGAUAGUGAGACUGGUGGAUCUGCAUUCGAUCAUUCGGUGUAUGUCUGUGCCGGUACUGACCCAUUCGAGACCAUACACGAGGCUAUGAGGGCUGUGAGGUUGCAUCUUGGGACAUUCAGGCUAAGGGAUGAGAAAAAAUUGCCUGGGAUUCUGGAUUAUUUUGGGUGGUGCACUUGGGAUGCCUUUUACCGGGAGGUGUCUCAGGAAGGGGUUGAGGCCGGCCUACAAAGUCUCUGUGCCAGUCAAACCCCUCCUAAGUUCGUCAUCAUUGAUGAUGGUUGGCAAACAGUUGGAUUUGACGACGACAAAAAAGAGCUUGAAAACGCUUAUUAUGUGCCCUUGUUGAGGCUGACAGGAAUCAAGGAAAACUCAAAAUUUCAGAACAAAGAUGAUCCGAACGUGGGAAUUAAGCAUAUAGUCAACAUUGCAAAAGAAAAGUACGGGUUGAAGUACGUGUUCAUUUGGCACACAAUCACGGGCUAUUGGGCUGGGGUUCGACCAGGGGUGAAGGAGAUGGAGGAAUAUGGAUCUUUCCUUCAGUAUCCAAAGUUGUCCGAGGGAGUAGUAGAGAAUGAACCAGGGUGGAAAAAUGAUGCAAUUACAUUGGAGGGUUAUGGUCUAGUUAAUCCCAAGAAUGUGUUCAAGUUUUACAAUGAUUUGCACAGCUAUUUGGCCUCUGCUGGAAUAGAUGGGGUCAAAGUGGAUGAACAAUGCAUAUUGGAGACCCUUGGGGCCGGUUUGGGGGGUCGGGUCGAGUUAACCAGGCAAUAUCAUCAAGCGCUCGAUGCUUCUGUUUCUAAAAAUUUCCCUGAUAACGGAUGCAUCGCCUGUAUGUGCCACAAUAUUGAUUCACUUUACUGCUCAAAACAAACUGCUAUAGUGAGAGCAUCAGAUGAUUUCUUCCCUAGCAGACCUGUAUCGCAUACAAUCCACAUUGCUACUGUUUCAUACAACAGUCUCUUCUUAGGAGAAUUCAUGGUGCCAGAUUGGGAUAUGUUUCAUUCUCUUCAUCCGGCAGCCGAGUACCAUGGAUCAGCAAGGGCCAUCAGUGGUGGACCUGUCUACGUUAGUGAUGCACCUGGCAAGCACAAUUUUGAUCUUCUAAAGAAGCUUGUUCUUCCUGAUGGAUCGAUUCUUCGAGCACAACUCCCUGGUCGGCCUACCAAGGAUUGUCUAUUUUCUGACCCUGCUCGUGAUGGUGUUAGCUUAUUGAAGAUAUGGAACAUGAACAAGUAUACUGGAGUACUUGGAGUGUACAACUGCCAAGGUGCAGCAUGGGAUAGUGUUGAGAAGAAGAACACAUUCCAUCAAACUAAAUCCGAAGCAAUAACCGGCUUUUUCUGGGGCCAUGAUGUCCAUCUUAUUUCUGAAGUUGCGUUGGACUCCAACUGGAAUGGACACUGUGCUGUGUAUUCUAACCGGAGUGGUGAUCUCGUCACUUCGCCAUGCAAUGUUGCCAUGUCGGUGUCACUCAAGGUCCUCGAGCAUGAAAUUUACACGAUUACUCCAAUUAAAGUAUUGGCAUCCGGGUUCAGUUUUGCACCUUUGGGUCUCAUUGACAUGUUCAACUCUGGUGGAGCAAUAGAAGGACUUGAGUAUGAAGUUAAGACUGGUUCGCAGUCAUCUGAAGAGAUACUCGAGAAUCUGAGCAUAGGAUGGGUUGCAUUAGUGUCGAUGAAGGUAAAGGGCUGUGGACGUUUUGGUGCCUACUCAUCGGCUAACCCUAGAAAGUGCAGGGUCGGAAUAUUUGAGGUCGACUUUGCAUAUGAAUUAGGCUCUGGUUUGGUAACACUUAACCUCGACGAUAUGCCUCCCGAGGAUCAGAAAGUUCACAAUGUUGAGAUCGAGUUAUGAUCAUUACUUCUAGGCCAAAAUAUGGAGCAUAUGAUGAGGAGUUAUGGAGAACGCCAUUCUUUCAUGACUGCUUAUUUGCGAGCUGCUAUGUAUUUUCUACAAAGAGACGAUGUGUUUGAUCGAUACAAAGAUCACUAUUUCCCCCUUUUCAUAUUAUGUUGGGACUCAUGUUAUCUUUUAAUAAACGCUUACCUUAGUGGACUCUGAUUUUUCUCCUGUCCUUUGGCAAAAUAAAAUUGUCAUCUUGUGCAUUA
Molecule: messenger RNA, 2773 nt
Organism: Olea europaea var. sylvestris
Lineage: Eukaryota; Viridiplantae; Streptophyta; Magnoliopsida; Lamiales; Oleaceae
Product: probable galactinol--sucrose galactosyltransferase 6
Exons: 5
Coding region: 240-2519 (759 amino acids)
Source: RefSeq, a predicted model, not a curated record